AUGUCAACCUUCGGCGUCAUUAUCUCGGGCCGCCCCAUACUCACAGACGCACAAGUCGUUUCCCCAACACAGCUCGCCUACCAGAUCCCCGCGCAACCGUCGUUCUCGCACAUCGUCGUGUUCCUGCUCCCGGGCGCCGCGCUGCCCGACGGCACCGCGGCCGCUGUGUACGCGCAGCUGCCCGGGCGCAGUGAAUUCAGCCUGCUGGGCGCCAUCGCGAACGAGAAGCCGAGCGCGAUAUUCAAGGUCCGGAGCGCAGGCGCGGGCGCGGGCGGCGACGCAAUGGUCAACGAGGGCGCGAGCGCGGCGCUGGCGCUGGGCAUUAGCCUCGAGCCUGCGGCGCAGGUUGCGGCGGCGCUGGAGCAAAAGAGCGCGCUGGAAGCAAGCACAGGCGCAGGUGCAGCUGCGGGCACAAUGGUAGUCCACGGGCAAGGGCAAGCGCAUGUGGACCAGAAAGUGCUCGCACAGCGCAUCAUCAAGAACUGCUACGACUUCCUGACGAGCUGGGGCAGCGGCGACACGGUGCCGCUCAAGGCGUUCCAGGCGUGGUGGACCAAGUUCGAGGGCAAGAUUGCGCGGGACCCCGGUUUUCUGGAGCGCAGCGACGGUGGGUGA
This is a messenger RNA of Didymella exigua CBS 183.55, 615 nucleotides long. RefSeq names its product DUF775-domain-containing protein. Gene Ontology annotation, cellular component: cytosol; nucleus. The transcript has a single exon. Bases 1 to 615 code for a protein of 204 amino acids. Lineage: Eukaryota; Fungi; Ascomycota; Dothideomycetes; Pleosporales; Didymellaceae. Gene Ontology annotation, molecular function: nuclear import signal receptor activity. The record is from RefSeq and is a predicted model, not a curated record. Gene Ontology annotation, biological process: protein import into nucleus.